GAGCUGACCUACUCUCCCAUCCCUUCCUGUCAAUCUGCAGAACCCUGCCACUCUUUCUCUAAUGUCACACCACACGUCUCAAAUCUCAUCAUCGCAGCCUCCAGCAGAAACAACCCUCUGGGAGUUUAGGAUUGACCGCAACGUCACAUGUUACCUUCUCUCUCCUUGACUGGACCAAUAGGAGCUCGGGUCGUAGUAGGUGCACUGAGAGGAGCUGCUUUUUUCCCAUAGUAGUGGUGCAAAGUGGAAUCAUUUGCUUCUGCCUCACUGGGUGUGAAGGUCUGAUGGGACACAUCAGGAUGUAGUUUAGAUUUUGGACUUUUGUGUGAGAUUUAAACAGAAGGGGUGCAGGGAGGGGGGUACAAGUACAAGGAGAGCGGGUGAUGGGAAACAUCAACAAGGCUUCUAAAAAGAACAGUAAGAGGACGACGUCAGUGAAAUUAACUGGUUCCCCCGCUCUAAAGGGGGUUUCACCUAUAGAGAGAAGCGACGCCCAUUUGGCUGGCACGAUGCUGGGUGACCUGGGCGAUGGUGGUGAGGUGGACACAGAGGAAGACGAUGAAGACAGGAAUGAGCGGGAAUUCAAUGAGCCACUGGUCGCUCUGGUUAAGAACUGCAACAUGCUGCACAACUUAGUGGGGCCUGCUUGUGUCUUCCUUAGACAGGGCUUCGCACAAAGCCAGCUUGACAGAGAUCUGCGACCAGAGGAAAUGGAAGAGCUGCGUGAGGCCUUCAAAGAGUUUGACAAAGACAAGGACGGCUUCAUCAGCUGUAAGGACCUCGGCGAAUGCAUGAGGACGAUGGGAUACAUGCCCACAGAGAUGGAGCUCAUCGAGCUCAGCCAGCAGAUCUGUGGUGGCAGAGUGGACUUUGAGGACUUUGUGGAGCUGAUGGGUCCAAAGAUGCUUGCGGAAACUGCUGACAUGAUUGGAGUCAAAGAGCUGAGAGAUGCCUUCAAAGAGUUUGAUUCUGAUGGAGAUGGACAGAUCAGCCUUGGGGAGCUGAGAGAAGCCAUGAAGAAGUUAAUGGGGGAGCAGCUCAACCACAGAGAGAUUGACGAGAUCCUGCGAGAUGUGGACCUCAAUGGGGACGGACAGGUGGACUUCGAAGAGUUUGUGCGAAUGAUGUCUCGCUGACUCUUCACCAAAGCUCACUCUGCUGCACUAACCUCAACAAGGACUAAACUUCACAGUAGUUGUCCUGCAAAUGUUUCUUUGUUGUACAAAUGUAUUAGUGUCUCUCUUUUCUUCCCACUUACCACCAUCGUCUUUGUGUUAAGUGUAAUAUGUAAUUUUUUGUAAUGAGAGAUGACUCAGCAAUGCAAUGGUUUAACAAAGCUGUAGUCUCAUUAUUAGUUCAUUAUUUGUAUUUAAAAAGUUUGUGAAGUUAGAGAUCCUGUUCACCAAUGAUAAGGAACUCUUUGACUUGUACCAAGUACCACCUGAGAAAAUAUUGAGCUCCUCAAGUAACACCAUUAUCAC
Solea senegalensis (Senegalese sole) is the source of this 1481-nucleotide messenger RNA. It is a transcript of the gene cabp2a, whose product is annotated as calcium binding protein 2a. The record is from RefSeq and is a predicted model, not a curated record. The transcript is spliced from 7 exons. NCBI's taxonomy places the organism in Eukaryota, Metazoa, Chordata, Actinopteri, Pleuronectiformes, Soleidae. Gene Ontology annotation, molecular function: calcium ion binding. The coding region runs from base 384 to 1136 and encodes 250 amino acids.